Phytophthora nicotianae INRA-310 is the source of this 162-nucleotide messenger RNA. RefSeq lists its product as hypothetical. Lineage: Eukaryota; Oomycota; Peronosporomycetes; Peronosporales; Peronosporaceae. The record is from RefSeq and is a predicted model, not a curated record. Bases 1 to 162 code for a protein of 53 amino acids. The transcript has a single exon.
AUGGGCGAGAAAUUUGGUGUCCUGUUCGAUGGCUGGGCAUCGGGAACGCUGCAUUUCGUCGCUGUCUACGGGCUUUUCUCCAAAGGCGUGUUCUACAUCAAGCGCUGCUUGCGGUCUCGCCCGCUGAAUAUGGACAAGGAGCUGAUGUUCACAUUGAUUUGA